AUGCCGGCUCUUGAGGUGCCAGUGUCCGGGUUGUCUCUACACAGAGACAACCCCGGGAGCGAUUCAACGGUUAAACCAACGCAGAUCAUGCGGCUAAACCUAGCUCAGAGCACCCUCGACGAACUGAUCCAAACGCUACGGGACGACCAAACAGCUAGGGUCCGUUUAGGGAAACAUCCCACUCUCUACUACGGAUCCAAAUCGCAACCGUUUCACUCUCAUCCCGAGACUCACCGGUCCGAGAUCUAUAGCCGCAGCUCCAAUGACAAAGAAAACUUAUAUUUUACUGGUGUCCUGAGCCAUAGCUUGGAGGUUCAGAAAGCAAAAGAGGCUACUGCGGCCACAGACCAAGCAUUGGCCAACCUCGAACAGAGUCUGAACGCCUUUGAGAGGGGGAAGGAAUCGAAGAAGACCCAUAUAAUUACUAGCAUUGAUGAGGUGAGGGCUCUUCGAGCAGGCGACAAAAGGCAGGCCGCUCUUUUAGCUCGGAAGUCCUCGAGUAAGCCCGGCUCUGGGUGUCUCUCGGUCUCCUACUUCUGUACCUCCCCUCACUCCUACCUCAGCACCGCUUCCCAAACCAAAGAUCGCGUUCGCCUCGACGCUCUUAAGGUUCCCUUCAUUCACCUUCUCGCCGUCCGUGCCGUAUCUGCCAAGUUCCUUGCUCGCCAGACUCGCUCGUCCAUCGAAGACUGUACGGCUUUGGCUCGGAAAUACGGUGCCGAGAACCGAAUCAACCCGGAGAAGUUCGAUCUCAAGGACAAAGCCUACAGAGAGUUGGAUGUAUGGAAUUUUCCUUAUCCGUCCCAGGAAGAGCGACAGGAAGCCAUUGAGAAUGCUAUCUCGGCAUUUGAUCGCAUGCGGAUCUCCCGCACCGACAAGCUAUGGCAGAUGCUUCUUCCAAAGGAGGAGCGAGGGAAGGGGAAGUGUCUGUCACGGCUGAACUUGCGCACCGGCCCUGUUAAGAAGCCACUGACUCCUCGGAUACAAGUACAAAACCCCGACGAGAGCGGCAAAGACGGCGACACGACUGGACCGGAAACCGAUAGGGUCAAUGGAAAUGGCUUGACCCCCAAGACACAGCCCACAUCAGCUCCCCGGUCUGGUGCCAACGCACAAAAGAAGCGAGUCGGCAACUCUGUAACGAAGCAAUUUACUGCGAAGGGAAAGAAUACGACAAACAGUACCCUGACUGGGCGUGUCACUAAAAAGCCGGAACGGAAGCCAGUCCCCAAGCCGGAUGGGAAGUUUAAAUCAGCAGAAUACGUUCAUGAUUCAGAUGAAGAUGACACAGACAUACCAGAUGCAUCGGCAUCGGAACAGCCUCGUCCAGAGAAAACUAAGCUACAGCCUAAAGUGCCACCCAAACAGGCCGAGUCUUCUCCUCGAGAGUCCCCCCAUGUGCCGACACCCAAGGUAGACCAGUCAGAGCGCGCCCCAUCCAAAGCCGAAUCGUCGCCCCCAAAUCCUCCAAAACCUACUACCUCAUCAAAGAGGCCACCAUCCUCCCGCCCUCCGGCCCAGAAAUCUCCUCAGAAGCCGUCGCCUCUUGGCUCAUCCCCCCCGACCAAUGCUUCUGACCUACAGAGUCGCAGUCGUUCUUCGAGUCAGAACAAUUCCUCCAGUUCUUCCUCAUCGCCUUUGAUUACUCAAAUAUCCAAACCAAACAAAGCUACGGGUGCCUCCAAUGUUAAGAAGCAGGUGAAAACCAAUGGCAUGGCCAAGGCAACUCCGGCGCUCAACCCCCUCAAGCGUAAGGCGGAACUCGACCGCCCUUCUGCAACUCCCGCCCAGGGACGUACAACAGGGGAUUUGGAGCACAAGCGACGACGGGCGGUUAGCACAUCGAGUGGUAGCACCGGAAGUGCUUCACCACCCCUUAGUCGGGAGAUUCUUCUCCAGCAGCUGCGAGAGAAAUCGCAGCGCUUUAAACACUACUAUGCCAAGUACCGCACACUGCACGAUACAAUGGCAGCCCAUUCAGAUCCACCGAGGGCGGAGCUGGAGAAGUUACGGCGACAGCACUUUCGACUACAGCAGAUGAAAGAGGAAAUCUGGGAUGAAGACCGGCGGCUUCGCGAAGGGCUCUGA
This is a messenger RNA of Aspergillus nomiae NRRL 13137, 2088 nucleotides long. RefSeq lists its product as uncharacterized. Bases 1 to 2088 code for a protein of 695 amino acids. NCBI's taxonomy places the organism in Eukaryota, Fungi, Ascomycota, Eurotiomycetes, Eurotiales, Aspergillaceae. The transcript is spliced from 2 exons. The record is from RefSeq and is a predicted model, not a curated record.